Messenger RNA from Galleria mellonella (greater wax moth), 1977 nucleotides. RefSeq lists its product as uncharacterized. The record is from RefSeq and is a predicted model, not a curated record. NCBI's taxonomy places the organism in Eukaryota, Metazoa, Arthropoda, Insecta, Lepidoptera, Pyralidae. The coding region runs from base 112 to 624 and encodes 170 amino acids. The transcript is spliced from 6 exons.
AGCCUAUCUGUCUUGUCAAUGUCAUAAUUACCUACUCAAACAGAGUUGGUACAACAAAAUAACGUCUUCUUGAAUUUUGAUACUACAGUAAUUUGAAAUUAAGUCACAAAGAUGCCUUUAUUGGAAUCUUGUUGGUCACCAUGUAUCUGGUCUUCCGAUGUGAAGACGGGCAGUCGCGCAGUGGCAGUCUACACCGCCGCUAUGAGUGUCAUUCUCAUUACGUUUAUAGCUUACCAGAUGGAUGGAGGAGACUCCACGCAGCUAUGGAAUCCAUUAUUUGAAGCCGAUGUUAGAGAAUCACUUCAAAUAUUUGGGAUAAUUUUCAUUAUUAUAUUUGUGGCAUUUAUUGUGUCUUCGGUUCUGAUGGUGAUUGGAAUAAAUAUAUGGAUGCGAGGUAUGAUGUUGCCAUGGAUGAUCAUCAUGGGCCUGAUUAUAUCAUUUCAACUUAUAUUUGGUUUGUGGCUUCUUGGUGGAUACUACAUUUAUUUGGAUGCCACGUUUGCUGCACUUAUAGAUUUCGUGUGGAUGGCAUAUAAUAUCUACUGCUGGCUGUGUGUGUUUUCUCAGUAUCAAAUAAUUUUGGAAAUGCAAUCACCAAAUAUAGAAAUCUUAGUGGAAUAUUAGUAGUGAAGUAGUUUUAGUAAACAUGACGUAAAAUGAACUUAUCAUGUACCUAACAAUGUAAAUUUAUACAUAUCUAUGCUGGAAAAAUAAGUGCCUAGAAUGCCACUAGCUGAUAUUGAGUUAUAUAUUAUGUGUAUAUAUGUAGCAUGGAAUUGUUUUUUAUUCUGUGUCAAAUGCAUAUUUAAAAACAGUAUUGAGAACAGUUGGUGAUGAUUUAUUCAAAUAAGAAACAUUUCUUUAGUUUAUACUCUUCACAACUUGUUGUUGUUUUUAAAUUAUUUAUAAAAAAUGCAAAUAUAUGAUAUUAACUGUUUUACUAUAUCGGACAUUUGCUGUAUUACCUAAUAUCAUUUGGUUUUUUUUUUGCUCUCUUGUUAUUUGCUAUAUAAAUGGCACUGAAUACGUUUUGUUCUUCCAGUCAUGUAUUUAUUAAGCAAUAAUUAAGUAGUAUUAAAUUUCUUUUUUAUUUGUGUGAUUGUAGAAACUUCUUGAAUAGUAGUUUAUACUGUUUUGUAUCAAUAUCUGGGUAUCUCCUUUUAAAACCUUCUACAAACCUAUUUUAAUUAUUAUACGGUUUUGUCACUUUCUUUCAAAUUGAGAAUUUAACACAAAAGAAAAGGACAAAACAGUUUAAUAACUAAAAUAGAUUUAUGAGACCUUUGACGUGUGAUAAGAGGGUAAGUCUACAUAAAAAAAAAAAAACUGUCAGUUAAAAGUUAGGUUCAUUUGGUUUCAGAGUCUCCUUAUACAGUCAUAUUUUAUAGUCAAUGAUAUGUAUACAGUUCUUAAUAUGAUCUGAUUUUAGUUUUGACCAUAUUGUAAUUAAUUAUAUAUCAUCUAGACUGAAAUAUAUAAAGUGCUGAAAUGUUAAGAUGAUGAGAAUGUGAUGAAAUGUUAAGGAUUAAAUCACGUCAGUUAGCCUAUUGUAACGGGUUCUCUCGAGUUAAUGAAAUAAAUCGCGAUGGUUUCUAGAUCGAUCGCGUGUAGGUCGACCUGAAAUGCCAAUCUUAUAAACCGUCGUGUGUAAAUGUUGUUAGAGUAAUACACUUAUAAAUAAGCUUGACCAUCUCAUUAAAUGUUUUUAUAACAGUAUUUUUUUUUAUAAUUGUCUCAAGUUAUUGCAAAUAAUAUCUCGUAGUUGUAAUUCAUCUAUUUAAUAAGUGGUACCUAUUUUUAUUAAACGAAUUCUUAUUUUAUUUUAAUACUAUGUAAAAAUUACCAUUACUUACUUUUUUAAUUAAUUAGAGACUUCUAAUUGCUAUCUCAAAUUAUCUCCCAUGAAUGGUUUUAAUAGUGGAUUUUUUUUGUAAUUAGUUUUGUAUGCUGCAACUACUUACUAAACUAUCUAAAUUA